This is a messenger RNA of Fonsecaea monophora, 738 nucleotides long. RefSeq lists its product as hypothetical. Gene Ontology annotation, molecular function: dolichyl-phosphate beta-D-mannosyltransferase activity. Gene Ontology annotation, cellular component: endoplasmic reticulum membrane. Bases 1 to 738 code for a protein of 245 amino acids. The record is from RefSeq and is a predicted model, not a curated record. Gene Ontology annotation, biological process: protein O-linked glycosylation via mannose; GPI anchor biosynthetic process. Lineage: Eukaryota; Fungi; Ascomycota; Eurotiomycetes; Chaetothyriales; Herpotrichiellaceae. The transcript is spliced from 2 exons.
AUGGGUUCUAAAGGUGACAAGUAUUCAGUCAUCCUCCCCACCUACAAUGAGCGCCAGAACCUGCCCGUGCUGGUGCAAAUGCUGUCCGAUGUCUUCACAAAGGAGAAACUGAAUUGGGAAGUCAUCAUCGUCGAUGAUGCCUCGCCGGACGGCACCCUCGAGCGCGCAAAACAAAUCCAAAAAUCCUUUGGCGCCGACCACAUCAUCUUGAAGCCGCGGGCGGGCAAACUGGGUCUGGGGACCGCGUACGUUCACGGGCUGCAAUUUGUGUCGGGCAACUACGUGAUCAUCAUGGACGCCGACUUCUCGCACCACCCCAAGUUCAUCCCCGAGUUUGUCAGGAUCCAAAAGGCUACGAAUGCGGAUAUUGUCACGGGCACGCGGUACCGGUCCAAGAACGGACUGAUUGGGGGCGUGUAUGGGUGGGACGCGAAGAGGAAGUUGACGAGCCAGGGCGCCAAUAUCCUCGCGGAUUUCCUCCUGAAUCCUGGUGUCAGUGACUUGACGGGAUCGUUCCGGCUGUACAAGAAGGAGGCGCUGGUCAAGGUGAUUGAGAAGACGCAGUCAAAGGGAUACACGUUCCAGAUGGAGAUGAUGGUGCGGGCCAAGGCCAUGGGCCUCAAGGUCGAAGAAUGCCCCAUCACCUUUGUGGACCGGUUAUAUGGCGAGAGUAAAUUGGGUGGCGAGGAGAUUGUCGAGUAUCUCAAGGGAUUGCUGUGGCUAUGGUGGUCGGUCUAG